Molecule: messenger RNA, 1324 nt
Organism: Rhopalosiphum maidis (corn leaf aphid)
Lineage: Eukaryota; Metazoa; Arthropoda; Insecta; Hemiptera; Aphididae
Gene: geko
Exons: 3
Coding region: 346-915 (189 amino acids)
Source: RefSeq, a predicted model, not a curated record
CACGCCGGCUCGCCACAGUCUCGUCUGCGUCUAAAUAACAAUAUCGUAUUAUUAUCGUUAUUACGCGGCAGUCCGAUUUCGGUUUCUUUUCGCUUUCGAUUUCACUCUCCGAUUCCCAGAAGUCCGUCGUCGUUGUCGUCUUGUAAUAUUCUUGUAGUAACAGCUCAGCUGUUGUUAUCCUGCGCCGACCGUACGCCGCUUUUGCACUCCGCGGUUCGCGCGAUCCGUCACCGACGUUCGCCAUGCGCUCGGGCCCAGCCGCCCACCAGAAACACCGACACUGAUACCGUCGCUGUACGCAAAUAACGCGCGUUUCGCACACAUCUAGACCGACGAACGUCCGCCAUGGACUCGGGAUUGGCCCGGUUCGCCGUGCUCAUAGUGUUGUUCUUCCUGUUGACCGGCGACCUGGCCGGCAUGGUCAAGCACAUGUUCGAGGAAUAUGGCGGAAAACAGCAUAGUCUUCAUCAGCAGCAACAGCGGAACCGACAACAGUCGCCGGAAAAGUCGGCGAGGGAAGGAAACGCGCGGCCCGCAAAAACGGCGACGGCAGCCGGUCUCGGCGGCGCAGGUCCGGACGAAGAUCCAGACAUGGAAGCGUUCGCCAAAUCGUAUUCGGCCCGAAUGAAAUUGGUCAACACCAUCAAGGAAUCGUGUUUGCCGAAACUCAUUUGCGAGCUGACGGCGUCCACGAACCGAGACUCGCUCACCGAAUCCGAGAGAUACCUGUUGUCACUCAUUAGAGAAACGACCAUUUCCACAACGGCUGAAGUCACGUCCAAGUAUCAUUUCGCCGCGCACAUGGGCCAACUCAUCAACGGCAUCGAUAACACGGGAUGUCACAACUUCUAUCCCGGAUGUCCGUUUCCCGGGCUGCAAGUGAUGCAAAUGAUGAAGAAAGUGAAGAUCUUGUAAAAUAACAUGUGACGCCGACGCAGCGACCAUAUAGUCUAGUCCUUAAACCGAUGCAUCGUAUUAAUAAUAUUAUGUUAUAACAUCAUAUAACCUAAACCGCUAUACGUUGUAAUAAGACGUGGGAAGCUGGUGAUAUUCGCGCAUGCCCUUCUAUUACUUUUAACUUAUUUUAACGUUCGUGUCACCUGCUGAACGAAAAAAAACAAACGAGUUUUCGCCCUCGCAAUUUUGAUUUGCGUCACACGCACAUAUGUCACGUGUAAGCCAUCGUCAUAGUCGUGCGGAGUACAAUAUCGGUCACCGCCGACUAAGAAAAUGACAAUACGGUUUUUUUUUAGCAUAAUAAUAUUAUUGUACAUCAAUUACAAUCGAUUGUCAUAUAAUAUUAUUAAAACCUUACAGUAAUUAU